Messenger RNA from Gloeophyllum trabeum ATCC 11539, 2010 nucleotides. RefSeq lists its product as uncharacterized. Bases 1 to 2010 code for a protein of 669 amino acids. The record is from RefSeq and is a predicted model, not a curated record. Gene Ontology annotation, biological process: negative regulation of toll-like receptor 9 signaling pathway; apoptotic process. The transcript is spliced from 9 exons. Lineage: Eukaryota; Fungi; Basidiomycota; Agaricomycetes; Gloeophyllales; Gloeophyllaceae.
AUGCCUCGGUUUGUUGCACCUCUCAACCAUAACGCCUCAGGGUCUUUGGGAGAUUCCUCCGCGACCUCAACUGCAACAUCGCGAACCACUUCUCAGAGUCGGUUGAGGCCUCCCGUCCACCCAUCCCUUAGGGAGCCUGGUGACACCUGGAGGGACAGCACGGAGAGCGUCCCGAAUGUAUCUGCGACGACACCGGACCCAGACCGAGCAUCACCUGCCGACGAAGGAGAGGAACUCUCCGAGGAGCAAUUGAGGGCCAUAUAUGAUAACGAAGAGAUCGACCGAUUCCUCAAUUUAUUCUCUGCUUACGUCUCUGAGGUGAGGAUACAGGAAAGUGUCACAGGCGGCGAAGACCAGACAUCAACAGUGCCGACCAUUAGUGAAGCUGGGCCUGAACAAAUACGAUCCGGAAUACCUGGAGUUGAUCAUGACAGCUCUAGCAGUGAAGAGUGGGUUUCUGUUGCGAGCGGGACUCCCACGGAUGCCCCUCCGCCGCUACCGCCACGGCUUUCACAAGACGACCAAGAUGUGUCUUUAUCCAGGCGGAUUGCGCUUAAAUAUAUAAUACCUUCCUUAUCUCCUCAAAGACCGAGUCGUCCCACCUUUACCAUUGGUCGCUUCAGACUAGCCACCCAACGGCUAUACCUGGCCGUGGCACCUCAAUAUGAACGCUUCUUCCUUAAACUGUGGUAUCUCGCAACCUGGAGACAGUACCACACCAGCUUGAAAUACUGCAUAUUAUUCUGGGUGCUGUGGUACUAUAACUUUCUUUUACCCUCUCUUUUCCUCCGGGUAGGAUAUGCGGUUGUCAGGCGCAAGUUAUUUGCAUAUCCAACGCUCUCGGAAUUGCGACAGCGUCGCCGAGAGGUAGGUCGAGCUCGCGCCUUUGCUAAGGAAGUGGAGACGCGGCUAGCCGCGCCCCCAACGAUUGCCAUGAACGAGCUAUGGCGCUUUCUCAAGCUCGCUGCUGUCACGCGCUUGACUGCGUACAAGACUAAAAAGAGCUUUGACGCUGGUGGCGACACCCUCUCCCCGGAGCAAGAUGUAAAGGAGAUCCAAGUGGAACCAGAACAGACCACAACUGUAUUGGAGAAGGAGAGUGAGGAAGAAGAGGUUGAAGACAUCAAGAGUACCGUGAUAUUUAUUAUGGACCAAGUGUCAGACACGCAUGAGCGCAUUCGGAACCUCUUCCUGUGGCGCCGUCCUCAGGCCUCUUGGUUAUUCAUUUUGGUGCUCGCUGCAUUGUUCCUCGUUACAGCAUGCGUACCUGCCAAAUACUUGGCGAAAGGUGCAUACGCAGCUUGCGGUAUGGCGUUCUGGCAUGUGACGCCUAUUUUGGCUGCCAUGACCGCGAGCGAGAGAGCUAGAAUGCCACCUCCUUUAUGUAGCUUGCCAACGGAUGCGGACUACGCCAUGGACUUGAUAUCCCAUCGAGUUGCUCUCGGUCUCGACGUACGGCCUCCCCAUAAACGGAAGGGCAGCGGCAACCCUCCUGCCCCGUCACCAGGUCUCUCCGAGCAGCCAGGUGACAGAAACAAUAAUAUGAAAUGGAAAAAAUGGGGGGAGCGAGUCGCCGCAGGUAAAGCGUGGAUUGAAGGUAGUCGUCGAUUGGUAAACGGCCAGCAGUGGUCACAGUCCGGGUCCUGGCCUCCCCCGGGACCGCUUUUACCUAGUCUCGCAUUUGUGUAUAGUACUCCGGAUGCGCAAAUCGAAACACACACUUUCCCUGCACAGCAUGCGAAAGCUCCAGGGCUGAUUACUCUGACGAACACGACUUUAUUCUUCACCCCGCUCAUGUCUUCGACUGCCAAAGUAGUAAUUGCGCUGUCCGACAUAUGUGCAGUGAAGAAAGUAGGCCCGAUGAAAGGCCUCCACGUACGCUGGAUGGACUCGGUCAACGAGCGACACGCAAGAGCUGAGAGGGAAGAAAUAUUCAGGUGGGUUGGCGGUCGGGACGAACUGUUUGCGAGACUGGUGGGAUGGCAGGGCAGACGAUGGGUCCGGAUAUAA